GACGAAGCGGCUGCACGACGAAUCCAAAAAGUAGGCGCCUCCCGCGACACCCCCACCGUGGCGUGGCACCAUGGCUCACAUGCGACAGGUACUUUGAAGCCAUCAACGGCAUGCUCUCUCACCAAAUGGAGUUUUCCAAGGCCAUCGCCGAGAUCUACAAACCCAUCUCCGGACGAAUGUCGGACCCGGACUCCUUCCACGACGAGGGCAACGCCGCCGGCAUAGAAGCAUGCGACCAGUACGAGGCCGUCGUCCAUGAGCUGCAGGAAACACUCAAGCCAGAGCUGGAGAUGAUCGAGUCGCGCGUCAUCAGUCCGGCCGACCAGCUCUUGGACAUCAUCAAGGCCGUGCGCAAGCUCGCUCUCAAGCGCGACCACAAGCAGCUCGACUACGAUCGCCACCGCACAGCCCUCAAGAAGCUGCAAGACAAAAAAGACAAGACGCUCAAGGACGAAAAAGCAAUGUACCGCGCCGAGGCCGACUGCGAGCAAGCCACCCAGGACUACAACUAUUUCAACGACCUGCUCAAGGACGAACUACCCAAGCUGUUUCUCUUGGAGCGCGAGUUCAUCAAGCCACUGUUCCAGUCCUUCUACUACAUGCAACUGAACGUCUUCUACACAUUGCACGAGCGCAUGCAGCGACUCGACAUAGGCUAUUUUGACCUGACCCUGGACAUUGAGGCAGCAUACGAGAAGAAGCGCGGAGACGUCCGGGAGGAAACAGAGAAGCUCACCAUGGUCAAGUUCAAGACAAAGGGCACUGGCACCCGUCCAGGACAGUCAAAGUAUGCCACCAAGGCCCUGGAGGCCAAGGCAGGGCAGCCUUCAACGUCUGAGGAGACCGACAACCCGCCCCCGCCAUACAGCUCUGGGCCUGCCGUGAAACCCAUGUCCCCUGCGCUAUCGUCGGGUUCGUGGGGCUCUGUUGCAAAGGCAAAGGGGGCUGCACCGCCUCCGCCAAAGCCAAAACCAAAACCCUCACGAUUGAGCGGCGUACCGGCAGUAGAACAUGUCACCGCAUUGUUCGAUUUCGAGGCCCAGGCAGAGGGCGAUCUUAGCUUCUUGACCGGCGACGUAAUUGAGAUUGUAUCACGGACUCAAAACGACAAUGAAUGGUGGAUUGGUAAAGUGAGAGGAAAGCAGGGGCAGUUCCCAGGCAAUUACGUAAAGUUGAAUUAAUGAUCCGAACCGGACCUGAUCUACUCUUAUCUUGCUAGAAGAAGUAUGAGAUACCUGUAAUUGUUGCUCGCUUGGUCUGUAAAUUAGUCAUGCUGCCUGUUUGACUAGACAUUCUUGUUCGUGCCUUGACUGCUCAUCUGCAAGGCUAUAUUCCAACUACGUCUUAAACCUAAUCUUAGCUUUUGGUAUCCCUGUAUAUUUUGAAGGUGUUGCAUUGUUUCCAACUUUGCACGGUUCUGUAUUCUCUAGCCACAUCCCUGAGAUCCGAUUUACCAUGUGGAGAUCACUCCGCAGCCCCGCAUGACGUCGACCGGGUACAUGGACCCUCAGAUGGCUUCUUAUUUCCACCGCAACUUGUGCUUCAUAACUCUUGUAGUGUUCCCUCUCACUGCAGUCUACUGUACGAAUACAUACCAGCGAUAGUUGAU
Molecule: messenger RNA, 1609 nt
Organism: Dothidotthia symphoricarpi CBS 119687
Lineage: Eukaryota; Fungi; Ascomycota; Dothideomycetes; Pleosporales; Dothidotthiaceae
Product: BAR-domain-containing protein
Exons: 3
Coding region: 111-1181 (356 amino acids)
Biological process (GO): endocytosis; plasma membrane tubulation; actin cortical patch localization
Cellular component (GO): mating projection tip; Rvs161p-Rvs167p complex; medial cortex
Molecular function (GO): lipid binding; protein binding
Source: RefSeq, a predicted model, not a curated record